Molecule: messenger RNA, 2939 nt
Organism: Mycena citricolor
Lineage: Eukaryota; Fungi; Basidiomycota; Agaricomycetes; Agaricales; Mycenaceae
Source: the annotation of a GenBank genome assembly
CGCUUUCCUCUCCGAUGCGUGGCGUCGUCCUCCUUGUUUCUUUUCUUCACUGUGUUCAGUCGUCGUGGGCGUUCAAGUUUGCCAUCGCGCGUCCGCCCAAGGCUUCUUCUUCUUCUUCCACGGGCGGCGACAAUAAUCUGAUUAAUAAGGGAGAUCAGCGUUACACGGCCAAUAUCACUAUUGCCGGGACUGUUGUCAACGUCAUCCUCGACACCGGCAGCUCCGACCUCUACGUCCAUCCCCCCGGUGGUCUCUCCUCCAACCUCUUCAACGACACUCGAAUCCCGGCUAAUCUCACCUUCGGAGACGGGUCCGACUUCGUUGCAGGAGAAAUCUGCAUCGCGAAAUUUGAGCUCGGAGGGGCGGUAGUGCCUUUCCAAGCUUUUGUCAAUGUGCAGCAGGAAUCCGCCGAUAAUCAAGCCGACGAGGCGGAGGCGAUCUUUGGGCUGUGGGGACUCGGCUUCAAUACCCCCGGCGCGUCCGUGGUGAACGACAACAUCCAGCAAGCUUUCGGAGCCAAAGUCACCGACGGACAGUCUGUGCUGGCGAACAUAUUCCAGCAGAACCCCAAGUCGAAUGACUUCCUUGCCAUCUCUUUGUCCCGGCUGAACGACACUGCGGGUACGGCCGACGGUUCGAUCGAAAUUGGGCAGCUGGAUCAGAAGUACACCGCGGUGUCGAAGUCUCCUGUGCUGGAGCAGUCGCCGCCGAAUUCUGGUGCUUGGACGGUACCGAUGGACGCGCUCAAAGUGGGCGGGCAGAAGAUCGCCUGGCCGAGUACCGUCCAGGGAACCCUUGCGGGAAGCAAUAUCAUCUCGCUUGAUACGGGAACGACCAACGUGCUAAUGCCCACUGCACAAGUCGACGCCAUCUACUCGGCGAUACCUGGUGCAGUGCUAACGACAGACAACUUUGUGCCAAACGUCCAAUUCAGCGAGAGCCAUGCUGUGUGGGUCGUGCCCUGCACAGCCCAAGUCGCCGUCGCCGCCACAUUUGGCGGCGUCGACUUCCCGAUCCACCCGCUUGAUCUCGCCGACAUGACCAUCGUCACAGCCCCUGACGGGAAAACAAACUUCACGGUCUGCAUCGGCGCCUUCACCGACAUCGGCACUCCGGAUCAGAUCUCCGGCGGCCGCUUUGACGCGCUGUUCGGCGACUCGUUCCUGCGCAACUCGUACACCGUACUCGAUUUCGGAACUCAGGGAAACGUGCCCAAUACUGCGCCGUUUGUGCAGAUGCUGCCGACGACUGAUGCGACGGCGUCGUUGACGGAUUUCACGAGCGUGCGGCAGGGUCUGUUGAAAACGAUGCCAACCGAGUUGACGCCGGUGGACCUGGUCAAAGUGAUGAACGGCUCGGAGCGCGUGCCUUCGAGCUCGUCUUCCAGUGGAAGCGGUGGCAGCGGUCAGAAGAAAAACGAUGCUGUUGGCAGCAGGACACGCAGUGGAAUUGUUCCUGCUGCGCUGAUGAUCGCGAUCGCGGGCAUAUCUGUUAUGAGUAUCUAAUCUCUUUAUUGGUUUCAUCCCUAUUUCGUGUCAGUCAUAGGGCAAUCAAGGGUCUACCUGUCGUGUGUCAUCCUGGCCCGUCAGUCAGGACCUGCUUUCAACUGGUCUGGGAUCGGCCUACAGAAUUGGCAGUGUUGUGCUGACGAGCAAGCAGUAGGAAAUCAUCCUGUCUUUGGGACAUGGUGAUACUGCUGGGCUUGAUGAAAGGCCGCUGGGUUACGGAGGAACUCAGAUUCCAGUUAGGCCAAAUCUUGCUAUUCAAAUAAGACCGCCUACAUCCCAAAUUCUACACGCAAACAAGAUCUUACUGUCAGUUGAAUCCAACAUGACACGGCAAAAACUCGGGGCCUUCGAAGCCCUGGCCCAUGGGACCUUUCGUGGCUCACAGCUGUGGCUUUGUUUGGCCGCAAAUUUUGUGCCGGCGCCAUGAGUCUAUUCUAAUUUAGCCAUGAGCACUUGAGUCAUUCGAACUACGUUUCCGACCGACCCGCACAAUGAUCUACACUGUCUCAGACUGCCGUCGUGGGUAGUGACCGGGGGCCUGUUCUACUUCCAAUCCCCAUAAUCAUGGGAAGAUCAUACUCGGGUAUCCGCUGUGACAGAACACUCGCAAUGAUGGGACGUCGAUGUUCAGCUCGAAAAUAAGCACCGAGGGAAUUCUACUACCCUUUACUCCGCGCACACACGUUUCCCUGAGACCUUGCAAGACCCGGCGCCAGCGGUCACAAGAAGCUCCAGAUCUGUUCUCACCUUGAGCACCUUCCCGGAAUCCCGUCCCUCAUGUUUGAUAAAGCUUGCUGUAGGAUGCAUAACUCGGAAACUUCCGUUUUUGAGCCCAAGGUUCGGAGCCGAUGUAUUGCGGAAGCUUACAUGCGCGCAGGCAAUGCCCGCAAAGCGGUAUACAGAAAUUGACACCGUGAACCCCACGUGACUUACCCAACGGGUCGCAAGUGAUCGUCGCAAUCCUUGCUCCUCGAAAUCCUCUACCACACCACCAGGAAGGGCGCUGCACUGGCACAACGACCUAACAGACUGCUUUCACACAGGCCGCGAGUCGGGGCGAUCAAGUACGUGUUCGUGCUCAACUGCAUGCGUAGCUUGCUCUCUCUCACGCCAGUCAUCGGGUAAGUCCUCACGAGUUACAUAACUGGGCAGCGCGAUGCUGAUCGUCGCCGCGUGCAUCGCGCACCGGCGUGCACCGGACUUCGAGGUCACACACAUCUGAGCAGGGACGACGUGUGAAGCGGAGUUGGCGGCUGCUGCCCACAGACAGGCGGUGUUCCGGGCGGCGCGUGAGGGGCAUCUGGCGGGAUCGAGGCCUUUUGGGGCCAGAUCUGCAGUCGUGCGGGUUUAGUGACUUUAGUCUCCUAACCACCGGAGAUUAGUGAUUGAAAUGAGACUAGAAGAAGGAUGAUCGGUCGAGAGAUAGCGAGG